GGGAGGGCUAGUGAAGUUUGCAGCCUUCUCAGAGAGAGACUUGGAGCCCGCCCCAGCCCGCCUCGCGUAAUGUUGCGUAACUCCAUCCCGCCAAGAGGACGGGAAGCGGCUUCUUGCGCCUCCGACAGAGAAUGGCCACAAGUUUAACGGUGCUGUGGCUGCGGCUGCUGCUGGGAGCUGCUUUUCUGGCCUCUCGGUCUCUCUGGGCAACUGCAGCGGAGCCUCCCCCGGCGGUCAGUGCGGAAAGGAGCCUGGUUUGGGGGCCGGGCCUGCGAGCUGAACUCGCCCUGCCCGUCCGGUAUUUCUUCAUCCAGGCGGUCGGCAGCGACGGAGGCAACUUUACGCGCUCCCCGCCAGGGAGAACACAGUUUAGAGUGAUAAUCAAACCAAUCUCCCCAAAAGAAGUCAUCCAGAUGCAUGUCCCAGAGCUUCUGGAUAGGAAUGAUGGAUCCUUUCUUAUGCGAUAUCGGAUGUAUGGAAGUGUCACGGAAGGGUUAAAAAUUGAGAUACUUUAUGGUGAUGUACAUGUUGCUCAAUCUCCAUAUAUUCUGAAGGGUCCAGUUUAUCAUGAAUAUUGUGAAUGUCCAGAAGAAAAUGCUCAGACUUGGGGGGAAAGUCAUUCGUGUCCAUCAGAGGAACCUCAGAUUACGAAGGACUUCAGUGGAUUUCCUAGCAUUGAUCUUCAGCGGAUGUUGAAUGAAGUUCCACUAAGGUUUGGCCAAAGAAUGGGAGCCAUUGUUCAUUACACUGUCCUUGGUAAUCGCAUCUAUCGUCGUUCCUUGGGGAAGUACACAGACUUCAAAAUGUUCUCAGAUGAAAUGUUGCUGUCUUUGACGAGGAAGGUCCGUCUACCGGAUGUGGAAUUUUAUCUUAAUGUUGGCGAUUGGCCAGUUGAACAUCGGAGAGCAAAUGACACUCCCAGCCCCUUACCUAUCAUUUCAUGGUGUGGCUCUGAGGAUUCAGCUGACGUAGUACUUCCAACGUAUGAUGUAACCCACUCGACCCUGGAAACCCUACGCGGUGUCACAAAUGAUCUUCUGUCGAUUCAAGGAAACACAGGACCGGUCUGGGACAACAAAACUGAACAAGGGUUUUUCAGAGGUCGGGAUAGCCGGGAAGAACGGCUUCUGCUGGUGCAGCUCUCCAAGGAAAACCCAGAAUUGCUCGAUGCUGGAAUAACAGGUUACUUCUUCUUCAGAGAGAAAGAGAAGGAGCUGGGAAAGGCUCCACUGAUGGGGUUCUUUGACUUCUUUAAGUACAAAUAUCAAGUGAGCAUAGAUGGCACGGUUGCAGCCUACAGGUUCCCAUACCUCUUACUGGGUAACAGUCUUGUGAUGAAGCAGGCUUCACGAUACUAUGAGCACUUCUACGUGGACCUGGAAGCAUGGCGCCAUUAUGUUCCAGUGAAAAGAAACUUAGAAGACUUGAUAGAAAAAAUAAAAUGGGCUAAGGAAAAUGACGAAGAAGCCAGAAAAAUUGCUAAGGAAGGGCAGAUGGCUGCAAGAGAAGUCCUGCAGCCGCACCGGUUUUAUUGCUACUAUUUCAAAGUGUUCCAGAAAUAUGCCGAACGCCAAGCCAGUAAACCUGAAAUACGAGAUGGAAUGGAAUUUGUACCUCAGCCUGAUGACAGGGCUUCGGUCUGUGACUGUCACAAGAAAAAGCCUUCAAGGGAAGAGCUAUAAGGAACUGUGCCAAAAGAGGAUCAAGCCGAGCCUGUUGCAAGAGUGAUGCAAUGGCAUUCAAGCUGUGAAAUCUGGAGCAGAGGAGUAUUUAGACAGCUUUUCCUCACUUUGGUUUCCCCCACAAGUUGCAGUGUGUGUUUUUUUUAAACACAUGAACUGGGAAUUUAUGGCACACUAAGAAGUCCUCAGACAAACCAUUGUGAAGGCUUUUGCACUUCACUUAUUUGCAUCUUAAUGGCCACAGAAGGUUAUAAUAAUAGCAGACAGUUCUCUAAAGCACUUUUGAGUGUUGAGAGUCCCAGAGUUUGUCUCAAUUAUCCUUACAACAGCUCUCUAAAGGAGGUCAGUGUUAUAAUCUACAUACUACAGAUGGGGGCUAAGGUGGAGAGGACAGUGGCUUGUCUAGAUCACCAAUUCAUGGCUGGGAUCAGCUUUGAAUUGAAGACUGCUCAGCAAACUCCCUUAGCCAUUUACCAACCUCAUCCUUGUAUAUGCUAAUUUCCUUCUAGCUGCGGACAGAAAUGGAACAGAUUCUCCAUAUUCAUGAUCCCUCCUCAGACAUUUUGUUGUACCUGCAUUUAGAUAUCUGCACACACAUACACCAAGUAUGUGUGAAUGACUAUACCUGCAUUCAUGGGUACAGGCCCCUUCAAGUGCAGGAUACAGAUAGGAAGUGUACUGCUGUACCUGCAUUCAACAUAACAGCAUACAUAAAAACAUAGGAAGCUGCCUUAUACGGAGUCAGACCAUUGUUCCAUCUAGCUCAGUAUUGUCUACACUGACUGGCAGUCACUUCUCCAAGGUUGCAGCCCUUUCUUGGAGAUGCCUGGGAGGAAACUUUGAACCUUAUGCAUGAAAGUAUGCAAAUGCUCUUCUCAGAGCAGCCCCAUCCCUAAGGGGAAUAUGUUAACAGUGCCCACAUGUAGUCACCCAUUCAAAUGCAAAGCAGGGUGAGCCCUGCUUAGCAAAGGGUGUGACAAUUCAUGCUUGCUACCACAAGACCAGCUUUCCUCCCUCCUGUACAUAUGUACAGAUCUCUACACAGAUUGUAAAAGUGUUGAACAUAACACAUGAAUAGGGCUAACAUCUAGAUCUCUGAUUAUGGUGUUUCGUAGGUUGGAAUCCUAAAAGGUGCUCUGCACAUCACACACAAUGAAGUAGUCACAUUCUGGACUGCAGAAUGCAAGUGCAUAAGGUGGGGUUAAUUUUUUUUAUGCUUUCCUGUGCAAAAGAAAACAGCUUCCCUACAAGUAUUGCUUCAGCUACCAACUCGGCAGGUAGCCUUCAUUCCCCCCUUUGCAAUAUGGGAUAAUACUACCAACCUACUCUACAGCACUGAUUUUCAAACUACUUCUUUCCAUGCAACCCAGUUGAAGGUAGACAUUUAUCUGCAUGACCCCAGACAAUAAUUUAUUCACAUAAGAGUGUUCAUAAAAUCACAGUAGGCAAUACAUGCUAGGACAUAUUGAUUGCAUCUUGCAGGUUCUGUCUCCAUAGCAGUGAGCGAGAAAACAUUCAGAUUGGCUACAUUCAAAACCGCUACAUGGUGCACACAGUGCAUAAACUUAAACUGAGCAAUUGACCAGAAACUAGCUAUUAAUCCGAUACCUGAAUGACUGUUAAGAGUGUUGAGGGCAAUAUCUCAAGAGAUGAUAAAAAUUUAAUCAACAAGGGAUCCAGUGACUAAUAUCCCACAUGCUGUACUUUGAAAACCACUGCUCUUCAGGGUUGUUGUAAGGAUAACAGAUAAUAUGUGAAGUGUUUCAAGUACCCAAAGAACAUUAUAAAAAUGCUAAGUAAGCACAUGGAUCGAUAUAAAAGCCCUUGUGUAUAAAAAUAUUUCAGAUUUCAAACUAACACAUCUGAGGGAAAGCUAGGAUUAAACCGUCACCCCUUCAUUUUGAAUAUAAAUUUUGUAUUGUGGGAAGAAGGGGGGAUACAGACUUCUGUCCAUCGCCAGCAUGCUGGAGUGGUAAAUUUCAUCACCAGAUUAUGUCAUGUACUGCAUGUCUGCUGCUCAAGUAGUUUGACUCCAAGUGACUGGCACCUGCUUUGUCAUAGGCUUAUACCAGCAUGAAAGGGUUGUUGAUAUCAAUCAGAUGUUCUGGGGGAGCACCCACAGGUCAGUGAUACAAUGCAACAUUUGAUUGAUUGAUUGAUUGAUUGAUUGUUAAAUUUAUACCCCGCCUUUCAUUAAGAAAAUCUCAAGGCUGUUGCAUUUAGAUGAACCCAGGUUCUAUCUCCAUAAUUGGGCUUGAGGAAGACCUUGAUCCAAGAAAGAGUCUGGUUUCUAAUUACUAUCCUAAUGACAGAACUGGGCUACAGUACAUGGGCUUUUGGUCUGGUAUUUGAUAAUUUAAGGCAGCUAGCUCCUUAUAUAGAUAAUGGCCUACAUGUUGACCAGUCAACUGCUGCUAUAAAGGAGCUGUAUCUCUGCACAGCAUAGCUUCUCCAAGCUCAGCUGACAUCUUGUGGAGUAGUAGAACACACACAGGGUGAGGGCAGAGCAGUUUGUGCUGCUUCCCCUGUCUCAGUUAGUGCCCAGAAAUAUGUCCCUGAGUGCAGCCUUCAGGGACAUAUUUCUGGAUGGCAAAGAGCACCAGAGGUGGGGUGUGUGUGUGUGCUGCAAAAAUCCCUCGCCUCAUGCACACUGCUGCUUUACAAAAUGUCGGUCAAGCUUGGCGCAGCCAUGCUGCACAGAGAUGCAGCAGCCUUACAGCAGUGAAUGGCUGCUCAACAGGAGGGCCAAUAUAUUUGUAUAAUAUAAAUACUUUUCUGAACUUUUGAUUAUCUAAAUAUUUGGCAUGUUUUCCAGACCAUGCAGACCAAUGAGACUGCACUCUGUUUUAACAUUAUUCUCCAUAAAUGGUCUGGUAGACAGAUGAAAUCAUAGCCUUACUGAGUAACUAUUAUACGUGUUGAAAUCUGUCUAUGGCUUCAGUGUUAUUAGCACAAAUACAAGUUGCAUCUUGAUUUCAAAACACACACCUACCUCUGGAUAAAGAGUUGCCUAACAGGAUCUUUAAAUUAGGUCACUAUGCAAAGCACCAAAAUAUCUUUUGAAGUUCUGUGUAACUAGACUCCCUUUCCCCCUAUGAACAGGAAAUAAAGGCUCAGAUUAACCUGCCAAAACUUUAAUAGAAAUCAGUCAUGAAACUGAACCACAACACCAACAGAGUUAACUGUUUGUUCACAGGAGCCAAGGAUUUCCAUUCAUCAAAGCCACUUGGUGGAACAAACUCCGCUAUUGCUCAUUUGCUGAACUAAAAGGGUGGGGGGGGGGAGAUGGGGGAGAGUACGGCCUGAAAUUCAACCAAGCCUGGUUCAGGAUGGUAUUGCCUAUUCUAGGACAAUUUUGCUUGCUUGUACAUCAAACCCACACUUAUAAGCUAUAAGUCUUUUCAAAAAUUACAUAGGGUGACACUGAUACAGUGCUAGAUUGAUGACACACACAGAAGCAUUUGGGUAAUUUAUACUUUGGGAUGCUCAACUCCUUAUUUAAAAGGUACUGAUAUGUUUGAUAGCAAAAACUUUGCAGAGGAUUUAAAUGAACCAUGACCACAAUACAGAAACAUUUAAACAUGUCUUAGAUUGUCAUCUUAUGCAAACAUCAUGGUGAAAAGCCCCACUGAUUGCCUUGCAAAGAAUUAAACUGCAUGGCUCACUGAUGGCAGAGAGAAAAUGUAAGCAUGUUUUUUUAACUUCCCCUAAUGAAAAUAAAUAGGACUUAAGCUGCAGUCCUAUGUAUUUUACCUAGUAAGUAGUAAGCACAGUGGAUCUUAUUUCUGGGUAAACAUGUAUAGGAUGGUUAUGCUGCACAAAGUGCCAAUUUAGGCUACUGUAACAUGGCCCUCAUUGAUGAUGAUAUGAUAUAAUACAGUAUUAGCCGACUAUACAGCAUCAGCCGACUAUACAGCAUCAGCCACAGAUAACCAGCUUCAAUAAGAGAGGUUCUUAAAAGCAAUUUCAGCUAAUUUUGAACAUCUUUGUUUGUUUUUAGUUUCUUUGGCCUGUAAUCCAACAGAAUUCUUGACACCCAUUCUUUAAAUAUUUCUAGUGUCCUCUCUAUUUAUGACUGACUCAAAGGUCCUUAGGUCUUUGUAGCAAAACAAGAAUUUCGCCUGCAAAUCUGGCCCUUUUUAUGGCCUUAUUUUUUAUGGCUUCUUCUUUUCCUACUUCAAAGUUUUGUACUGUCUGAAAUAAAUUUAGAACAAUAUUUUUCAACCUGCUCAGCAAUUUCUUUAUAUUUCCAUCUAUUUUAAAAAGAGCUAGAAAUUAUCCUUAUGGACAUAUAACCAAAGCACCUGUGGGUGAGAGGGAGGUACUGGCAGACUCAGGGUAACCUGUGGAUAUGUUGGUUUCACAAAGAUCUGAAGAAAGAAACUAAGGGGGCAAAAAACUAACCACCCAAAUCUGCCCCACUGUAACUCAAUAGAGUGGAAUAUUUCCAGACCCAGAGAGCAGUUUACAAGCAAUCAGGUGAACAGAGCUAAUGGAACUCAGUGGCAAGGAGGAGGGGAAAGGGGGCUUGAACAAAAAACGGGAAACUUCUCCUCAUGAGUAAUGCUCAUAGGAAGCUGCCUUCUACAUAGCCAGACCAUUGGCCCAUCUAGCUCAGUAUUGUCUACUCUGACUGGCAGCAGCUUCCCCAAGGUUUCAGGGAGGAGUCAUUCCUAGCCCUACCUGGAAAUGCCAGGAUUAAACCUGGGACCUUCUGCAUACAAAGUGGAUGCUCUACUACUGAACUGUGGCCUCACCUCCAAAGGGUCUCCCAUCCAGGCACUGGCCACACUAAGACCUGCUUAGCUUCAGCAAAGUGGCUGUAUUGUGUGUCCUUACACCAUACUCUGGUAUCCAAGACAGUCACCGCCCCUUCCACAUCUGAGGGGAGAAAGUGCCGGAAAAAAGCAUAGGCUCAGGUAACGUGCACACUAGGGAUAUAUAUGCUGCAACAUAUUGUUGCGGGACCAUAUUUGUAUUUAUUAUUUCCUAAGUCUGUUUUAAAAGGUACUACUGUGCAGUACCUAUGCUGCACAGAAAAAGACAGAACAGGGCCCUGCCUGGAGUAGAACUGCCCAGCUCGAGGCCUACCAAGCCAAACACAGCCCACUGGCUAUGUAUGGUGGAAUGGGUGGUCAGUUGUUUGAAUGGGUGGUCAGUUGUGUGGUCACCUUCACUCUUGUCAUACAGGAAAAACAUGGUUCAAUCCACUUGGUGUGCCACAAAUUGUGCAGGCAUAAUUUAAACAAACAGAUACAGAAAGGAAGAGCAAGGCAAGACAAUGGAGGAAGAGUCACGUAUUUAUCAUUAUUUACUAGCUUGUGUAUAUAAUUAUUGUUGGUUUUAUUCUUGUGAAAUACAUUGAAAUUAAAAUAAACAUUACUUCUGCCACUCAUUCUCAUGGA
Messenger RNA from Hemicordylus capensis (graceful crag lizard), 7087 nucleotides. RefSeq names its product protein O-glucosyltransferase 3 (gene POGLUT3). Bases 132 to 1682 code for a protein of 516 amino acids. Lineage: Eukaryota; Metazoa; Chordata; Lepidosauria; Squamata; Cordylidae. Gene Ontology annotation, molecular function: glucosyltransferase activity. Gene Ontology annotation, cellular component: endomembrane system. The record is from RefSeq and is a predicted model, not a curated record. The transcript is spliced from 8 exons.